UAUGCUUCCAUUCUCUUUUACGUGGGGCGGAGCGUCGGCUUCCGCCCUUAGAGUAUAAGAGGCAGAACAAAUCCACGUGGAUGGAUGUCGAGUAGCUACAGUAGCUCGUCUUGCUUCCCACACCCCACGCCGUUCGUCUUCAUAGUAGUUUAGUCUAGUCUGGUCUAGAUAAAUAGAUAGAUACCUAGACAUCAUGAGGUUCGCCGAUCUGCUCGUGGCUACGGCCGCCAUCUCCAGCGCCGUCGCGGUGCCCAGCCAGACCAAGAAGCGCGCAAGUCCUUUCCAGUUCACCGGCGUAAGCGAGUCGGGAGCCGAAUUCGGUAAUACGGCUCUUCCCGGACAACUCGGCAAGGACUACACUUGGCCCGACCACACUGCCAUCUCUACCCUGAUCCAGAAGGGUUUCAACACCUUCCGUAUCCCCAUCAUGAUGGAGCGUAUCAUCCCGAACACGUUAACCGGCACCGUCAACGAGACCUACGCCGCCGGCCUUGACGACAUCGUCACAUUUGUCACCGGCCAGGGCGCCUACGCCGUCAUAGACCCGCACAACUUCGGGCGAUACUACAGCAACAUCAUCACGGACGUAUCCGGCUUCGGCGCGUGGUGGACGACGGUAGCCAAGCGCUACGCCUCCAACGAGAAGGUCAUCUUCGAUACCAACAACGAGUUCCACGACGAGGACAACGCCCUCGUCGGCCAGCUCAACCAGGCCGCCAUCGACGCCAUCCGCGCCGCCGGCGCCACUUCCCAGUACAUCUUCGUCGAGGGCAACUCGUGGACCGGGGCUUGGCAUUGGGUCUCCAGCGGCACCUCCGAGGCCAUGGGUCAACUAACCGACCCCCAGGACAAGAUCAUCUACGAGAUGCACCAAUACCUCGACACCGACGGCUCCGGCACAUCCGAAGCCUGCGUAUCCGGCACCAUCGGCGCAGAGCGCCUCGCCGACGCCACCGCCUGGCUCAAGGCCAACAACAAGAAGGGAGUGAUCGGCGAGACCGCCGGCGGCGCCAACGCGCAGUGCAUCGAGGCCGUCCAGGGCCUGCUGGCCCACCUGGAGGAGAACUCGGACGUCUGGACCGGGUGGUUGUGGUGGGGCGCCGGUCCCUGGUGGGCUGACUACAUGUACUCGAUCGAGCCGCCGUCCGGGACCGCGUAUACGAGUGUGUUGCCGUCUUUGACGGAAUAUAUCUAAAUAGGGGGCGUUAUAAGUCGCUGACGUAUAUAUAUGGAGGGACGAUUAUGAGCUUGAAUAUGUGAAAUAGGUACGCCACAGCUACUCGGGCAAAGAACUGUAUAUAGCACGACGAGAGCAAGGAUAGAAAAGAAAAAAGAUUGUAUAUUGGCGCGAAU
Daldinia vernicosa is the source of this 1353-nucleotide messenger RNA. Its product is annotated as glycoside hydrolase family 5 protein. NCBI's taxonomy places the organism in Eukaryota, Fungi, Ascomycota, Sordariomycetes, Xylariales, Hypoxylaceae. Bases 194 to 1195 code for a protein of 333 amino acids. The transcript is spliced from 7 exons. Gene Ontology annotation, biological process: glucan catabolic process. The record is from RefSeq and is a predicted model, not a curated record. Gene Ontology annotation, molecular function: hydrolase activity, hydrolyzing O-glycosyl compounds.